Alternaria burnsii is the source of this 501-nucleotide messenger RNA. RefSeq lists its product as uncharacterized. The coding region runs from base 1 to 501 and encodes 166 amino acids. Lineage: Eukaryota; Fungi; Ascomycota; Dothideomycetes; Pleosporales; Pleosporaceae. Gene Ontology annotation, cellular component: mitochondrion. The transcript has a single exon. The record is from RefSeq and is a predicted model, not a curated record.
AUGAGCCAACCAGCAGCUGCGCCGGCCAAACCGCCUACACGGGCGGCUGAACGCGCGUACGAAGGCACACCCAUUACAUCUCCACGAUCGUUACGCCAACUUUCGAUAUACUUCCUCGGGAGCGCCUGCCUACUGGCAUCAACUGCAAUAACGCGGAAGGCUGUAUGGAGACGGCAGCUUCGUGUUAUGCCAAAGUUUUAUGAAGCGAACACGAACCCGCACGAAUACUUUAGUCCCUUCUCAGAUGCCUGUCAGGCUCUGAACCUGGCAACGAUGAACUGUGCCAGCGUCGGAAUCAUGGCAUUAGGUGGUGCAAUGUGGACCUUUGAUAUUGCCAACCUGAGAGAAGCUCGGGCAGUUCUACGGAGCCGCUUGAAUUACGACCGAAUCUACGAAUCUGAAGAUGAUAUACCAAAUAGCAUCAGCGAGAUGAUAAUAGCCUCCGGUCAGAUGCGAAUAAUAGAGGAGGACGAGCAGGAUGAUUCUAAGAAGAACCAAUAA